CCCCCGAACUCCACGCUCCUUUCCAAAUUUAAUUAGGGUUUUGAAAUCGGAGAUGGCGGAUGGAUACUGGAGUCGGCAGCAGCAGCAUCUUCUCCCCUCGGUCAGUUUGCUCAAACGGCCUCGCACUGACUACGACAAGCAGUUCAAUUUCUGAACUUUCUUCAUCUGUAUUUUCAAAUUUUGUAGAACUUGCGCCUUCUGUGUUGCCUUCAGCUCAUGAGAUGCCAAACUAUCUAGUGCGAGAUGAUGAUCGUGGUGGCCCUCAUGUAGUAAAGGACACAAAAUCAAUUGGAUCAGCUUAUGAUCGCUAUCUUCAGAGUGCGCAACUUUCAUCCUUUACUUAUGGGGAAGCCAGUACACUUCGUGGAGUUGGAUUGGGAAGGGUUUCUGGUGGUGGAAUGCCUGGUCCUACAAUGACUAAUCCUGCUGUGUUGGGUCGCACUGGGAUUGCUGGUCCUGAUCUUGCACCAAAUGGUCGAAAUGUUGGUAUUGGUAAUCAGCUUCCCUUGGAUGCAACUAGGCCUGGACGUGAAACACAGCCUCUACCUCCAGAUGCUUCUAGCACUUUAUAUGUUGAAGGACUUCCUCCUGACAGCAAAAAGAGGGAGGUAGCUCAUAUUUUCCGCCCUUUCGUUGGAUAUAAAGAAGUGAGACUCGUAACCAAAGAAUCCAAACACCGAGGUGGAGAUCCUCUUAUCCUUUGUUUUGUGGACUUUGCAAAUCCAGCAUGUGCAGCAACUGCCAUGAGCGCCUUGCAAGGUUAUAAAACGGAUGAUAAUGAUCCUGAUUCAAGUUACUUGAGGCUGCAGUUUUCACGAUACCCAGGUCCGAGGUCUGGCUCUGGCUCUCGUGGUAAGAGGUGAACAGGCUUCAGAUAGAUAUACUCAUAUACCUAGGUUAAUGCAGUUGAGGUUGGUGCAACACCUCCUUUAGGAAGUGCUUGUCCAUGAACAAUGUACAAACAAAUGCAAUUUAAAUUGCUCAAUCCUGACCACACAAAUUAGGUGCUUGCGAGGUGCGGCUACUAUUGAGGUGCAAGAUGGAGAAGGAAAUCCCUUGUUUAUGCAAUUUAACGGAUAGAAUUUUGUAUGUUAUGUCCAUAAUUACCUUCUGGAUGAAUUUCUGUGCUAAAUUCUAUCUCAAGAGCUCUUUGAAUC
Messenger RNA from Juglans microcarpa x Juglans regia, 1157 nucleotides. Its product is annotated as RNA-binding protein 2-like. The transcript has 6 exons. Lineage: Eukaryota; Viridiplantae; Streptophyta; Magnoliopsida; Fagales; Juglandaceae. The record is from RefSeq and is a predicted model, not a curated record. Gene Ontology annotation, molecular function: mRNA binding. The coding region runs from base 60 to 863 and encodes 267 amino acids.